CCGCUGUGAACGCGGUUCCGGACUUUUUGAUAACGAGAUUGAUAGCUCACCUGGGCACCAUCUACCUUCUACCAUCCGUCAUCUGUCAUCUGUCAUCCACACCCUUUUUUUCUUUUUUCUUUUUUAUCGCAUUUGGUUUCCUACCACAGCACUUUAAACUCGAGGACUAAACUUUAAUUAUCGCUCUGUGUGCAUCAAGUAAACUUGGUUUGAAUCUAUACGUCAAAUAAUUAUAUCUUUAUUUGAAGUACCUUAGCACAAGCAUCAGUACUGUUUAGUACCCGUGUUGCAUACCUAUUAUGGCGACAAACGGUGAAGAUGCGACUUUGCAUCUACCACGCAUCCUCUGCUUGCACGGUGGCGGAACCAAUGCUCGUAUCUUUCGGGCUCAAUGCCGAGUGGUGUCGCGGACGCUAGAGCCUUAUUUCCGUAUGGUGUAUGCCGAGGCGCCUUACGAGUCUAGCGCCGGUCCCGACGUUCUCUCAGUCUACGCAGAGCACGGCCCGUUCAAAAGGUGGCUGCGUUGGCUUCCCGAACACCAGGAAGUGGAGGAUGCCCGUGCGAUCGCCGACGUAAACGCCGCUCUGAAAAGCGCCAUGGAUGCCGAUGACCAUCUGGGCGCCACAGGCCCCUGGGUGGGGCUCCUCGGAUUUAGCCAGGGCGCCAAACUCGCGGCAAGCAUAUUAUAUCGACAACAGAUCCGUACCGAGAAGCUGGGGCCGACGCAGGCAGGCUCCGACUGGAAGUUCGCUGUCAUCAUGGCUGGCCGGGCACCGCUGGUGAACCUCGACCCCGAAGUGUUCACGUCAACUAUGUUAAGCAGGGCAUCAGAAGUCGGUCUUACAGGCGCGCCAGAUCUAAUGGAAAUGAUGAGUGGAAGUCACAUCUUAAAACUCCCGACUAUUCAUGUUCACGGCCUCAGUGAUCCAGGUUUGAAUCUGCAUCGCGAGUUAUACGAGGAAUAUUGCGAUUCGGAAACAGCUAGACUGGUUGAGUGGGAUGGGGCGCAUAGGGUGCCACUGAAAGGAACGGAUGUGCAACCCUUGGUGGAUCAGAUUCUAGACGUUGCGAGAACGACAGGAGCGCUGAAACAUUAAUGAAUUUCAUUUUCGUUAUUUUGAUUAUGGUACAAAGAGGCCGUAAGCCUUUCUGACGAAGAUUAAGAAUUAGUCUUAGGUAUGAGCUAUAUUAAGGAAAAUGAGUAUCUUAAGGAAAGGGGUUUCUACUUAAAAGCACACAUCAGUACCUUACGUACCUAAUGUAUCUAACAGGUACCUACCAAAAUAGACGCAGGGAACCCGUCAUUUACAGAUAGAUUUGAUACACAUAUAACACUUACACAUCGCA
This is a messenger RNA of Daldinia caldariorum, 1347 nucleotides long. Its product is annotated as serine hydrolase FSH. Bases 300 to 1097 code for a protein of 265 amino acids. Gene Ontology annotation, cellular component: nucleus; cytoplasm. The record is from RefSeq and is a predicted model, not a curated record. NCBI's taxonomy places the organism in Eukaryota, Fungi, Ascomycota, Sordariomycetes, Xylariales, Hypoxylaceae. The transcript has a single exon. Gene Ontology annotation, biological process: secondary metabolite biosynthetic process.